Eucalyptus grandis is the source of this 734-nucleotide messenger RNA. RefSeq lists its product as uncharacterized. The record is from RefSeq and is a predicted model, not a curated record. The transcript has 2 exons. The coding region runs from base 88 to 549 and encodes 153 amino acids. Lineage: Eukaryota; Viridiplantae; Streptophyta; Magnoliopsida; Myrtales; Myrtaceae.
CUCGUCUGUGGUUCAUCCUCAAGCUUGGGAACCCAUCUGCAGUUCUCGAUCGACGCGCCAAUCUAUACACCCUUCUUUUCCACUCAGAUGCUUUCCCUGCGCGUGGCGUCUCCUCAGCUCUUGGUCCACGAACGGUACGAAGUUUUCAAGGGAAGAGCUCGUUUCGCGGUGGUGCGUGCGGUGGAGGAAGACUCGAAGCAAUUCGAGGUAGACCAGGACAAGGCUCGCGAAGCCCUUCAGCAGCUCGACCAGCAGCUCCAGUCUCUGUCCCAGAAGCGAACCCCGUCUCCAAAAGUCAAGGCUUCAGAUGUGAGGCUGGCAAGUGACCAGACAACAGGAGAAGGCGGGAUGGAGAUUUCGGGAUCUUUGCUAUCGUACACAGCCGGCGGCCUCCUGCUCUUCACCUUCCUGUAUAACCUGUUGUUCUACAGCGUCAUCAAACCCUCCAUAGACGGACCGGACUAUCCCCCAGAAACUCCCAUCACAACACAAGCUUCAGAAGCCGCGGAUUCACUCCAGUCGUCGCCGUCGCUGCUCGAAACUCCCUAAUACAUUCGCCUGUGACAACGCGAUCCGGUGCCAGCCAACAGAAAAACACACUUAGUCGAGCUACUUUCGAAAUGCGCAACAUCGGUAAAUUAGGCAAGCAUCACGCCUCUCCAGCUUUUAUAUUCCUACAGAGAUAUAUCUGACUGUUCAUUUUCUAAGGUCUAUUUUCAACACCUGGAGAUAAC